AUGGAGAAAGCGCCAAACAUGAACGACGUGUCAGCUCACGAGGCCGAAGCUGAAAAGCUGGGUGAGAUGGUCGCGAACCACGAGGGCCGCGAUGUGGAUGUUGCCGCCAAAUUCUUGCAUGAGUUGGAUCCAGCCGUGCUGGCCGAGCCCAUCACGCCAGCCGAAGCGCGCAAGCUGCUGUGGAAGAUUGAUUGGAUUAUCAUCCCUUUGAUCAUGGGCACUUGCGUGCUGGCAGCUGUCGAUAAAGUAAUUAUCUCCAAUGCCGCCAUCUACGGGAUGACGAAGGAUGCGCAUCUCGUCGGUAAUCAGUAUUCUUGGGUCGGCUCGAUCUUUUACUUUGGAUAUCUCGUUGCCGAGUAUCCUGCAGCCUUUCUCAUUCAGCGGCUUCCUGUGGCCAAAUUUUUGUCUGCGUGUUUGCUAGGAUGGGCCAUCAUCUUGAUGUGCACAGCCGCUACUCAGAAUUUCGCAGGCCUGGCAACGGUGCGAUUUUUCAUGGGCAUGCUAGAGUCUGUCGUGUUUCCGAUCUGCAGUAUCUUGACUGUUAUGUGGUGGACUACGGAAGAGCAGCCUAUUAGAUUGGCCUUCUGGUUCAACCAGCUUUCUUCUGUAUUUUCCGGACUUGUCAGCUACGGCAUCGGCCACACGCACACCAGUCUCCAUCCAUGGCGACUUUUGUUUCUUGUACUAGGAGCCUUUACAAUCCUCUGGGCUGGUGUGAUCUACCUCUUCCUCCCAGACUCACCCGUCAAAUGCUGGUACAUGACCGAUCGCGAAAAGUACGUCUGCCUCGAGAGAGUCAAGGACAACAACACAGGUGUUGAAGACAAGAAAAUCAAAUGGUAUCAAGUGCGUGAAUGCUUGACAGAUCCCAAAACCUGGCUGUUGGUGUUGUUUUCCCUGGCACAAAACAUCCCUAAUGGCGGCCUUGUUACGUUUGCAUCCAUCAUUGUCUCGGGACUCGGAUACUCCAGUCUUAUUACCACCGUUCUCGGAAUUCCAACUGGUGUGCUAGCCACCGUCUGGCAACUCUCUCUGUCAUUCAUCGCAGCCCGGUUCAAGAACUCUCGUUGUCUCGUUAUUGCCCUGGCGAAUCUGGUACCCAUGACCUGCGCUAUACUCAUGUGGAAACUGCCUCGAUCAAACAAACACGGGCUUCUCGCAGCAUACUACGUUUUUUACACGUACUGGGGCCCUUACGUCUUAUCAACAUCCCUGCCCAUGGCCAAUACCAGCGGUCACUCUAAAAAACUAACUAUGAACGCACUCUUUUUCCUCGCAUACUGCGUUGGUAACAUCAUCGGGCCUCAGACAUUCCGUUCUUCCGAUGCGCCAGAUUAUUCUCAUGGCUACGAGGGUCUGCUUGCUUGUCUGGUGGUCGCUAUUGCCUCCAUUUCUGCGUACGGCAUGAUGUGCCAUUUGGAGAACAAGAGGCGCGAUCGCGCGCAGGCUGCCGGGGAUCAUCAUGUCGUUGAGGCGGCGAAUGCGUUUUCGGACCUGACGGAUAAGGAGAAGAAGGAUUUCCGGUAUACCUACUAG
Talaromyces amestolkiae is the source of this 1536-nucleotide messenger RNA. RefSeq lists its product as uncharacterized. The coding region runs from base 1 to 1536 and encodes 511 amino acids. Lineage: Eukaryota; Fungi; Ascomycota; Eurotiomycetes; Eurotiales; Trichocomaceae. Gene Ontology annotation, molecular function: transmembrane transporter activity. Gene Ontology annotation, biological process: transmembrane transport. The record is from RefSeq and is a predicted model, not a curated record. Gene Ontology annotation, cellular component: membrane. The transcript is spliced from 2 exons.